Molecule: messenger RNA, 1152 nt
Organism: Opisthorchis viverrini
Lineage: Eukaryota; Metazoa; Platyhelminthes; Trematoda; Opisthorchiida; Opisthorchiidae
Exons: 1
Coding region: 1-1152 (383 amino acids)
Biological process (GO): G protein-coupled receptor signaling pathway
Cellular component (GO): heterotrimeric G-protein complex; cytoplasm
Molecular function (GO): signaling receptor complex adaptor activity; protein binding
Source: RefSeq, a predicted model, not a curated record
AUGAAGCCCAAUGAUACGGAGCUGAAGCUGUUAUCCGAAAUAAUGCAGUUGAAGAUGAAACUAGAGUUAAGUCGUCGAGCUGCUCGUGAAUCAAAUCUCAAAGGCCUCGUGAGCGAUUCCAGUCUGCCAGUUUAUUCAGACCUCCCAACACUUACACCCGUUUUUACCCUUCGCGCACAUUCCACCAAGGUUCACGAUGUAGUAUGGAGUGAUACGGAUCAGUAUUUGCUCACUGUCGGUGCUGAGGGACUAAUCGUCGUUUGGGACACAACGGCUGGUUUGAUCCACAAUGUACUGGACGGCACCUCCAUUCAGCCUGUCACAGCAGCCUCUUCGGGUGACGCUCGACAGGUAUUCUGUGGUGGUCUUUGUGCCAAUGUCGUCCUGUUCCAAAGUAUACAUCAGUCAGCAGAUGAAGGUUAUUCAAUCUACGAGAACCAGUUUGUCUACGAACAUUCAAGCCAAGUAAAUUCCAUUCGGCUACUAGCUGGAAGCAAGUUACUAACUGGUGCUGCUAAUGACGGGGCACUUUUAUGGGAUAUUGAAUCGGUAAAAGUAACAGGAAGGUACGCACACAAUCUGUGUGCCAUCGAGUGUUUAAGUUUACUAAGCGGAUCCGAAGAAGCGAAUAUCUUUCUCACGGGUGCAAGUGAUGGGCAGAUUAGACAGUGGGAUAUUCGUCAACCCGGAUCAUUGGUUUCAGUGUUUGAAUCACAUACAUCCACAGUCAAUUGUAUCCGACCUUUGCCAAAUGGGUAUAACUUUGUAUCUGGAUCCGAAGACACGGAGAUUCAUUUGUAUGACACAAGAACUGAUGUGAUCUUGGCUACCUAUUCUGACCCCCACUAUCCUGUAAGUCAUGCAUCACUUACUGAACCCGACACUAUAUCCAUUGCACACAGUGAAGAUCCACCCGGUUUUGAGAGUGCUGGUGUGUCAGACAUCGCCGUAUCCCCUUCGGGACGACUCUUAAUCAGUGGAUGCAAAGACUGGGGUGUCUACUAUUGGGAUGUCGCCCAACCAAGUCGAUGGAUUCAUUAUGAAGCUGAAAUAGGCCCUGUUAUUCGCGUAGCUAUGUCAAACAGGAAAAACGCUCUCGCAAUGAUGACAUGGGAUCCAAAGACGAGGAUACGAAUAAUGAGGCCGCACUGA